AUGCUAUUCGUCAACAGUGCUCGGGCAUUAUUCACGCUGGCAGUCAUCUCGUCGUCCACUCCAAUUUUCAUAGCCCUGAUUGUACCCCUCUCUGGGGUCUACUAUUGGGUACAGCGCUACUAUCUGCGAACGUCUCGGGAACUUAAACGUCUAGACUCUGUCAGCCGGAGCCCAAUCUAUGCGCAUUUCCAGGAAUCCUUGGGUGGCAUCACCACUAUUCGGGCAUACCGGCAGCAGACGCGUUUUGCAAUGGAAAACGAGUGGCGCGUCGAUGCAAAUCUACGGGCUUACUUCCCCUCGAUCAAUGCGAACAGAUGGCUCGCUGUACGACUCGAGUUCCUAGGUUCAAUCAUCAUCCUCAGUGCUGCUGGCUUUGCCAUCAUCUCUGUCUCGACAGGCAGUAAUCUAUCUGCUGGUCUGGUCGGGUUGGCCAUGUCGUACGCUCUGCAAAUCACUCAAUCCCUGAACUGGAUUGUCCGCCAGACGGUCGAGGUAGAGACUAAUAUUGUGUCGGUGGAGCGUGUGCUGGAGUAUGCACGCCUACCAAGCGAAGCACCCGAGGUGAUCCACCGAAACCGGCCACCAAUCAGCUGGCCUGCAGCGGGAGCUGUGCAGUUCAACAAAUACAGCACCCGUUAUCGGGAAGGAUUGGAUUUGGUGCUGAAGAAUAUCAAUCUGGACAUCAAGCCGCACGAAAAGAUUGGUGUCGUGGGACGGACGGGAGCAGGGAAGAGUUCGCUGACGCUUGCCUUGUUCCGAAUCAUCGAACCGGCGGAGGGUAAUAUAAGCAUUGAUUCUCUCAACACGUCGACGAUAGGGCUGCUGGAUCUGAGGCGCCGGUUGGCUAUCAUUCCGCAGGAUGCGGCUCUGUUUGAGGGGACUAUCAGGGAUAACCUCGAUCCCGGCCAUGUGCACGACGAUACGGAAUUGUGGAGUGUGCUCGAACAUGCUAGGCUGAAGGAUCACGUCGCUAGUAUGGAUGGUGGUCUCGAAGCUAAGAUUCACGAAGGCGGAUCCAAUCUCUCCCAAGGCCAACGCCAACUCGUCUCUCUGGCGCGGGCCCUCCUCACCCCCUCCAACAUCCUCGUGCUCGACGAGGCCACGGCAGCCGUCGACGUCGAAACGGACGCCCUGCUCCAAGCAACGCUACGCUCCCCGCUCUUCAGCAAACGCACCAUCAUCACCAUCGCACACCGCAUCAAUACCAUUCUAGACAGUGAUCGGAUUGUGGUGCUUGAGCAGGGGGAGGUCAAGGAAUUUGGGAGUCCGAGGGAGCUGAUGGGGUUGGGGCAGAGGGGAUUGUUUUAUAGGCUAGUCAAGGAGGCGGGGUUGGAGGUUAGGUAG
This is a messenger RNA of Lachnellula hyalina, 1344 nucleotides long. RefSeq names its product Metal resistance protein. The transcript has 4 exons. Gene Ontology annotation, molecular function: ATP binding; ATP hydrolysis activity; ABC-type transporter activity. The coding region runs from base 1 to 1344 and encodes 447 amino acids. Lineage: Eukaryota; Fungi; Ascomycota; Leotiomycetes; Helotiales; Lachnaceae. The record is from RefSeq and is a predicted model, not a curated record. Gene Ontology annotation, biological process: transmembrane transport. Gene Ontology annotation, cellular component: membrane.